This is a messenger RNA of Panthera uncia (snow leopard), 3773 nucleotides long. RefSeq names its product dysbindin-like. Bases 3188 to 3649 code for a protein of 153 amino acids. NCBI's taxonomy places the organism in Eukaryota, Metazoa, Chordata, Mammalia, Carnivora, Felidae. The record is from RefSeq and is a predicted model, not a curated record. Gene Ontology annotation, cellular component: cytoplasm; BLOC-1 complex; neuron projection. Gene Ontology annotation, biological process: platelet dense granule organization; neuron projection development; regulation of synaptic vesicle exocytosis. The transcript has 4 exons.
GGGUGUGCAGGGCAGGGGGAGGACGCUCCCUUGUAGGGAGAUUCCGGCCCCUGUAAGCAGAAAUUCAGGAGACUGAUGUGGUAAGAAUUUUGCUAUACUUGUCAGAGGUCCCAGAAUCUCUCUGCUGCAAGGAGCCCUGGAGUGAGCAGGGUGCAGCCAGUGAAAUUGGUCCCUUCAUGGUAACCAACUGUAGGGGUGGAAAAUUUUUCCUUGCACCCACUAGGUUCUUUGGUUGACAGAUUAACAGGAGAAAAACAAAUUUAAUUUUGCACCGACGGAGCUCCAUGAAAAUAUGAGACCCCAAAGCAAGUCAGGCUGUUACAUUGCAUAUGCCAUCCUUAGCUAAGGAACCGGGUAGGGACCUGGGGCUAGAAAUGCGAGGAGGUCGAUUCACAGAACAAUCAGAAGAGCAGAUCUUUUAGAUGUUUGCCCUGCUCGUAAGGUCUGUGUGCUUGGAUUCUUCUCGGUGUCCUUUUGUCUUGGAGGUAAGAAUGCUACUUUCCUUUAGGUCUGGGGAAGGCAUCUAUGACCUACUUCAGGGGAGCAAGACAGGGAAGGUCAGAGUGCACGUCCUGUUUCUGCCAUUUUCUCAGACUCCUUCUGCUUAAAGUAUUCAGUAUGCCAAGGUGCCAUAUUUUGGGGCAACCUCUUGAACCCCAUCACCAGUCACAUAUUUUUACAUCUGUCCCGAAUCUCUUGGCAUACCCUAUAUCAUAUCUCACUUUGGAUAUGUGUACUUGUUCUUCCCAAUUUUUAUUUGGCAGAGUUUUGUCUAUUAGUUUCAAACACAAAUAUGAUUUUAUAUUGUUCACAUGGAUGUAUAAUUGGAGAUGGUGGGAAAACGUCUCCAGGUUGUUUCUGUUGUCUCUGGAAAUGGAGAAGGAUGAGAACCCACUCUGGGUUAGGUCUGGGGUUCGGGGCACAGAAGUGAUCUGACCACAGUGGUUUUGUUACCUAUUGUAUGGAGCCACUAAGCCAUUGAGCAGGGAUGGGUAAAAGAUUCCACAAAAUAGGAUUCCACAAAAUCAGAUCGAGCUGCUACAGAGGGACUUCUGUCCCGAAGACACUUGUCUGUCACUGGUAAAAAUGACUAUGCUUGUUUCUGAUUCUACAUUUUGGUUGCUGCUGAAGAUUGUCCUUUUUAGAAGAUACUCCAGAUGUUUUGGAGAGCAUCAAGGAGAGGACGUUUCUGUCGUUUCCAUGAAUUGUGCCAGCUUCCCCAUCUUCUAUUUAUUCUUUCCCAUUAUAAAAAUAUUUGUACCAAGUAAAAAAUUUGAAUGCAGUGGAUGCACAGAUACAGUUCACCUAGAGCAGUGGGUCUCAGAAGGCUGGUCUGUGGACCAGCGGCAUCAGCACCAUCUGGGAAUUGGUUAGAAAUGCAAGUUCUCUGCCCCACCAAUUACUGAGUCAGAAACUCUGGGCAGAGGGCCCAACGGUCUCUGUGUCCAGCCCUCCAGGUGACUUUGAUGCCACUAAAUGUCUAGAGCCCCUGGCCUACUAUCUCCAUAACUCAUUAGGAUGAACUCUAUAGUAGUUGACUUUGACAUUUAGACACAAGCAGUUGGCUUAUACCUUUUAUAAAGUUUUUUGGGGCACCUGCUUGGCUCAGUCGGUUAAGCUUCUGACUUGGGCUCAGGUCAUGACCUCACGGUUUAUGAGUUCACGCCCCGCAUCAGGCUUGGUGCUGACAGCUCAGAGCCUGGAGCCUGCUUCGGGUUCUGUGUCUCCCUUUCUCUCUGCCCCUUUCCCACUCGUGCUCUGUCUCUGUCUCUCAAAAAUAAAAAAAAAAAUGUUAAAAAAGUUUUUCAUGUAGUAACAAAAAAAUACCUUUGGAGUUUGAAAGGCUUCCUCUAAAGAUCUACCCAUCCUCUGCCCCAAUAAUUAUUAUUAAGUAGGUUAAUACCCUAAGUAAAAUUCAGGAAAGUAUCGGAUUUGACUUAAAAAUGCUAGGAAAUUAGGCUAUUGUCUAAAUAUUUACAACACAGAGCUUUUAGCCUGGAGGGUCUUUUUUUUUUUUUUUUUUAGUCUUCCAAGAAAAAAAAUUGGAAAUCAUCCAAAGAAUAGUAUAUUAUGAUACAGGCUUGAUAAUUUUAUCAUUUUUAUGUACUGUUUCUGUAAAAGGUAUGUUUCAUCCACAUAUCGCGGAGUGAUAGCACCUGCAGGUGGUGGUGUGGAGCCAUCGCUUGGAACCGUGAUCCACGCCCCCCCCCCCCCCCCUUUAGUUGUGUGUUGGUCCCUGCAGGAGGCACAGUGGUCUUGGUGCUGCCCGGACUCAUUUCAGGCCACCAGGCUGUCCUGUCAGCCUCCCACCUUGGGCCCAUGGAGUUCGAACAGGUCAAUAACUCACGAAGCCUCUGGCCACAGGCGGAGCUUCUCACUUACGCAUUAAUCCUUAAGCCUCUCGGUUCUAAUCGUUCUUCAAGCAAUAAAAAGGCCAGGAAGACGAAAGCAAAAAUACUGUCAGGGUUUUCUUAAUAGUUGGAGCUAAUUUUCUUGAAAUGUCACUGUCUAACGGAAGAGGUUCCAAAUUCCUACCGCUAAUCUGGUUUUCCUACAAUUUCACCACAAAGCACACAGGAUUUAGGAUGACCUCUUCCUGCUCCAAUCGAAAGCAAGUAAAAAUAGAACUGUGGUACUUAAGGACUGGAGGUGAGCUCCUUAUGGAUGCCAUCCAAGCCUGGCCUCCUCCCCCUCACUAACUGAUGGGGGAGGGUCCCAGGACUGGAGGGGUGAGCGGGGCGGCCCAGAGUCUCCCAGCCGCACAGAGGUCUUUGGAGCUGCCUCGCCCCUCCCACAGAGACAGCCAACAGCUGAGCAUUUCUGUCUCACUGUUUCAGCAAACCUCAUGCACAUGGAGUUUCUAAGCUGUCCAUUUUGCUAAUACUCUAGAUAGUGGUCAUUUCCUUCAGGGCAGUUGAUGGAAGUUUUAAAAUGUUCCAGAAGUUUAGAUACUAGAAUAGUGUUUGUUUCCUGUGACAUGGGUUUAGGAAACAGCUGUUCAGGAGCUGCCCCGAAUGACUGGACAUUGUGAGAUCUCGCUAGGAGUGGCCAUGAGUUCUUCGUUGUCCGAAAGAGUUCUUUUACUCUGUUUGCCGAACCUGCCAACUACUGUGUUCUAGGCCCUGACCCCGAGUGUUCUGUUUCCGUAGCUGAACUCGAUGCAGAGCACACCCAGAAGGUCCUGGAAAUGGAGCACACCCAGCAGACGAAGCUGAAGGAGCGGCAGAAGUUUUUUGAGGAGGCGUUCCAGCAGGACAUGGAACAGUACCUGUCCACGGGCUACCUGCAGAUAGCGGAGAGGCGAGAGCCCAUGGGCAGCAUGUCGUCCAUGGAGGUGAACAUCGACAUGCUGGAGCAGAUGGACCUCAUGGACGUGUCUGACCAGGAGGCCCUGGACGUCUUUUUGAACUCCGGCAGCGAAGACCCCGCUGUGCUGUCUCCGGCCGCAGGGCCCGAAGCGGGCGGCGGGCCGAUCGAAGUCACCCUCCAGGUUCCCAGGCCCUCCGCGUCGCGAGCCGAGCCGCCGUCCUCGCCGUCCGCGCAGGCCCCCGGCGACGGCGGAGAGUCCCCCGUCGUCCAGUCCGACGAGGAGGGAGUGGAGGUGGACACGGCCCUCGCCACCCUGCACACCGACGACAGCGACUCGUAGGUGUGUGCGCCCCGCCCUGGAGGCAGGUGCCGUCCCCGAGGCUCCUGGUCGUGACGCAGUUGCCGCCGCCGGCGCGUGAGGCCCUGACUGUACAAACCGCUGACAAUAAAGCUUGCGGACUUCA